Messenger RNA from Pocillopora verrucosa, 2386 nucleotides. RefSeq lists its product as uncharacterized. Lineage: Eukaryota; Metazoa; Cnidaria; Anthozoa; Scleractinia; Pocilloporidae. The record is from RefSeq and is a predicted model, not a curated record.
AAGACCCAGUUGUACUUUGGAAUACAACAAAGAGGUAUUAAUUGGUAAACUCAUCCAUCAUACUCGAAAAGGGGAUCAUUAAAAAAAGUGCAAACUUUUAAUGAAUGGCAAAGUUUGCUCAAGUAACGUUUAUCGAGAGGUUGGCCACUUCGCCGCUGUGCUUAGAGUGAAAGGACCCGUCAGCUACGAAGUAAACACUAGGACGAUCGAAGACGAAAUAGUCCGGCUCAACCAUGGCCAUGGGAACUUGUAGUAGAGAAUACAAAAGAGCUGUCAUGCGAAAUACAGCAGCAGGAGGUAACUUGCAGAAUAGUUUAGACAGUCUCGAAGAUCAGAAGAAGCGUCUCGUGCGCUCUUUUGAGGAGAAGAAGCUGAAUUUUAUAGAAAAAAAAGGAACACUUCCAAAACUUUUCUCUUCGCUCGGGCAGACUGGAGGAAUGGAGCGCAGCAAACGUGGUCAACUCACGAAACAGCUUUCAGAUAGUUCAGCGUUAAAUGAGUCUCGUGAAAGGAGAUUGAAGGAAACAUUCUCAUCUACGAACGACAUGGUGAAUUUUAACAAGCAAAACCAUCAAAUAUCAAAUACUGCAGCAGAGCAAGACGACACUCUGUUGCCGCCUGCCAUAGGAUCCAGUGCACGACUACAAUACUCUGCGGGGCGAAGGAGACACAGCGAUAACCUCUCGAGCGAGAAGCCGAAAACACCAUUAGCACCAACCCUCUCGUUACCAUCAGAAUCAACAGAAUGGAAAGAGGAGCAGGAGGCAUAUGGCUCCGACCCAGAGCUGGGUACAUUCAAGACCAGAUUAAGAGUUCCAGCUCCUUACACAAGUCUGGGGACGCAGUUGCCACUUUCACCACUUCUACAAAGGAAGGCCUCACGCCCCUCCAAGCCUCAGUUAAGUCCUUUAGACGUGGCAGCAGAAAGGCAAUGUGUAUCGCUGCCUGCCUCUCCCCGUUUUCAGCGCCGACGUGCAGAGAGCUGGGAUCAGGCAAAAAGCCAAGAGUUGAGGUUAAAUGACCUUGCAGAGUUCUCGAGCGAAGGACCGAAACUUCGCUCGAUGAGCUUGGCUUGUGAGAAAAUCGAAAGCGGCAAACAGGAUGUAGGGAAGCUGCCACCGCGUGUACCAGCGUCACCACAAAUUUCCCCACGAAGACAGCGCGGUUUUCAACCUCUCGGGGCUGACCAAUUACAGUCUUCUCCUCAAGAGGGUUCAUUUAUUUUACCAAAACUGGAAGCACGAGGUUCAUUAUCUAGUAUGUUGGACGAAAAUGGGAAAGAGAGAGUCCAGAGACGAGUGUUCAGUCUAGUGGCAGAUAAUGCUACAAGAGAAACAUCCCCGCGGAGAGAAGCACUCGAACUACAAAAUUUGUCUCCCAGGACAGAAAGAAAACUCAGGAACUUCUUAAAUUCCGAGAACGGAUGGCUAACCGGGUUUUCCUCUAAGCAUGAGGGGCUUGAAGAUAUAGUGGAAGAUGGCAAAGGCCUACAAAGACCAGAAGCAGAAGACGAGGAGUGUACUUGGAACAGCGAUAUUGAUGACGAUGAUGACGAAACAAUUGGUCAAAAGAAGAUUCAUUCACUGGAGGAGAUUAAACACACGCGUUAUCUGCGCAUGAAGUCACCAGUUCAUUGGCUACCGAAAAUGGGAAAUGUGCCAAAGCAUUUGCUUUCGUCGUCAAUUAUUGUAGGACACACGAAAGUAGGUUUCGAAUCAAUUUCCCGACCUCAGAGAGAUAAAGAUGUCGAUAACCUUGAUGAGAGCGUGAGCUGUGAUGAAAUAGAAAACAGCGAGGAGGGGAAUGAAACUGAUGGAGAAUCCAAACUGGAGCCAAAGAAAAACGAAAACAACAAUGAAACUUAUUGGGAUAAUUCAGAGCUUAAGGAGAACUCAACUAGCGGUUGCAAUUAGUGUUGCUCAGGCUGGAUGAAGGGUUUCUUUCAUACAUCGCACACCCUAAGGGCUACCUGUAACACAGCAGUCAAACAUCGGGCAUGCGCGAGGAAUCAUCUCUGACCGGCUGCGCGCCAAUUUCCCAAUUUCAAAGGAGAACAAUUUUCAGAAAUAGCCAAAGAAAACUGAAAAGUUCAUAGAAAUCUGUAAAAGGAAGCAAUAGUACGGAAAAGGAAAACUCGAGACAUCGAACCCAAAGCUUAAUCCGGCAGGGGUAUACUGUUGAUUUACGAUUCUGUUUUGAUCUUUACCGAAAAAGUUCUACCAAGCUAUUUUGCACAUGUACAGAUGUUUGACCGCUGUGUUGCCCUCUGCGCACUCAGUCAGGUACUAAGCAACCAAUUUGAAUUAGACUUUCUUGGAUAUAAACAAAAACCAAAAGUACACUUGUUUCUUGAAUGAACAUAUAUGUUCAUUACCAAAAAGUGCAA